Diaporthe batatas is the source of this 3042-nucleotide messenger RNA. RefSeq lists its product as uncharacterized. The record is from RefSeq and is a predicted model, not a curated record. Gene Ontology annotation, molecular function: oxidoreductase activity. The transcript is spliced from 15 exons. Bases 1 to 3042 code for a protein of 1013 amino acids. Lineage: Eukaryota; Fungi; Ascomycota; Sordariomycetes; Diaporthales; Diaporthaceae.
AUGGCGUUCCAUGCUCGUUCGACGUUCGGCGCUUCGCUGAAUGAUUCCUCUUGGGAGACAACGGAUCCUAAAAUCUCGGCCGAGGCGGACAAAUCACUUCAGGUUGUGCAGUAUCACCAUGGCAGGCCCAAGGGUGGUCCUAUGACCAAGCGUCGCAAGGGUAAGGCUCGAGGGCCGACCUCAAGGUUUGACGUGUUGAAGACUGAUAGGUCACCCAAAACCAUUAUCAAGAAAGACGCGCGUGGAAAGAUUGCCGGUACUUUGAACACUUUUGGUCUCCAUCAGACCGCCCGCGUGGCACGCACGAGCGAAGAAGAGCGUGCAACGAACAAUACGAGGAAGCUGGGGGCCUGCGAAAAGUGCAAAACCCUACGAAAAGGGUGUGUCAGGCCAGACGACCCGGUCGGCCUAUAUGAGCCUUGUGCCCGUUGCAAAACCUUGGUGCUCAAUUCCUACUUGAAGCAUGUGACAAAAGUUCAAUAUAAUCCGUGCUUACGAGUGUCUCUUCUCGAACUUCGUUUGCAUCGGAACGGUCCGACGACACGCGACGAUCUCUCGAUUUGGUUUAGCGAAAAGCACAGAAUUCUGCGUGAAGAACAGAUGGAUAAAUCCGAGCAUUUUCUGUUCCUCACGCAAUUCUUUGGGGAGGGUUACGACGACGCACUCCGCCUCAAAGUCUCCCGCUUUCGACCAGAGCCUAAGGAUAGGCUGGCCUAUUUUUGGACGGAUUCGUCUGGCCAAUUUAGAUUCAUGGAGAUGCCUCCAAUCUUCAUCAGCGACCUGGAAGAUGCACGCCAGGAGCUGCUUCGAUAUUUUAAGGUCGUUCGUCCAGUUUAUAUCGAGACACUCUUGGCCGACUCAAACCCUAUUGUGCACGAGACAUUCCAGACUGCUCUAUUAUUCGUUCCUUUCGGUCAGAGCGGACUAGUUUCAGACGCCUUGGACUUUUGGGUCGCGUCCCGCUUGAUUGAGGAGCAGUUCCGCGUAAUUAGUGGCGGCGUCAUGCUGGGGAUGGAGCAUGUGAACGAGGUUGGCCAUCCAUACAAUGGCUUCACGCCCGUGACACCGAUGAUGGACUCUCAGCUGGAUGACCUUGUUAUCCGCCAUCUUAUCCGUCCUAUCUGUACCCGGUUCCUCGCACGACUGAAAGAAAAGAUUGAGCAGUGCAAACGAGAGAAUUGGCUGGAAAUAUAUCUAGCAUUGUUCAUCAUGUUGUAUAACAUGGCGCUUAUUCAGAAAGACAUGGCUAUCCAAGCUGGGCGGAAAGGCCUGAAGCCAGGUAAUCGCGGAGGAACACUGACACAGUCUUACAUACAUGCAUGCAAAACCAUUCUGGCCUACUUUCACUUUGCCUGUGCCGGAUCGGUCCCCUUCUCGAUAGCCUUCGGGGAGUCGGAGGACGGAAAUGUCGGGAGAAGCUACCACGGAAUGACACAAGAUCAACUCAACUACAUGAGAAACAUCCAGCAAAAGAUGCGUCAGCAAAAACGAAGUGGACUAACCAUGGAACGCAUUCAGAAACGACGUUCGCUAACUGGAGCGAAGCUUCAAUGUACGAAAAUGAGCUUUAUUGGUGUAACCAACUCUUUGCACCAGACUGGCAAGGCGACAUCCCCUAUACAGCCGGGGAGAUUGACGAUUUCCCCUCGUGUGUUUCAUGCAACUUGCUUACUACGCCGGGAUGCGAUCAAGCCACUUAUUUUGACCGGUGAACCAUCCAAUAUGGGAUGCUUCAAGAACUGUGGGACAGAAUGGAGAUCCCUCCGUAGGAUGGAGGGUGGGUUAAAGGCCUGUGAGGUCGGCUUUACUCACCUUCUUUACACCGUGUCAAUGCAGGCACACGGCCUGGACUACGACUCUGCGAAUUUGUUCAAAGGCACUCCAUCUUGUCAGCAGACAAUUGACGGCCAAGCUGAGGAGCUUCUCCCAGGAUGGCCGUCCCGAUACACAAGCGAGCGAGUCUGGAGUGGCUCAGACAUGGCCCAGAAACAAGACAGAUGGAUAUAUGUUCUUUCCGAGCAAGACCAUGACUCUAUUAUCAAAGCCUUGCGACUUUUCCAGGGCCUCGGACUCGGGCCCGAGGCGCUGAGUCCUCAAUCUUUCCCUUUGCCACAAGAGCUCAGGGCUAGGCUGAGGGGCAUAUCGCGCGACUGUCACGAGGGCCGGGGUUUCGCAGUGCUGAGAGGGCUGCGUACGAAAGAAUUCACGGACAAAGAGAAUGUGCUGGUGUUCGGGGGCGUCUCUUCACACGUUGCUCCAACGCGAGGCUUCCAGGAUAUCAAACGCGAGUUGGUGACUUGUCAUGUAAUCAGCGAGGACACUCGGCCCGGGGCCGAGGACCAGCAACUUCGACCGGCAUUCACCAACGGGCGCCUGGCAUUUCACACUGAUCUUGGGGAUAUUCUUACCUUGUUCAACCUAGAUGUCUCAAGGAACGGUGGGAAGACCUUGAUAGCCAGCUCGUCUCAGGUCUAUAACAUCAUCGCAGCCUCGCGACCUGAUCUCCUCAAAGAGCUCGGAGAGAAAUGGGUCUAUUCAAACUCCAUGGACUACCACACAGACGGCACCCCACUUGUUCUGAACGCCGCCGGUGACCGCCUCAUCUUCCAAUACUCGCGCCUGCCGAUCACCGGCUUCCGUAACACAGGUGCCAACCCAAGCCUGCCUACCGUGUCGUCUCGGCGCCUAGAGGCCAUGGCGCUGGUCGAAGAGAUCGCCCUGGAGAACGCACUCCCGCUGCCCUGUGAGCACGGCGACAUAGCGUUCAUCAACAAUCUGUGCCUGAUGCAUGCGCGGACACCGUUUGACCUGGAUGCCGACGGCGCACCGCUGCCGUCUGCGCGGCAUGUCGUCAAGCUCAUGCUGCGCGACCCGGAGAUGGCGUGGGAGGUACCGCGGGAAUUGGACUGGCAGGUGGAGAGGGUGUAUGGGCCGAAUCGCGAGGACGGGAGCAGGAAGGAGAAGUGGCAUUUGAGCAUACAUGAUGAGAAGACUCCCGAGGGGAGGAUGUGGGCUGGGUCAGGGGCUAUGAGCAAUGGGUAG